AUGUUGUCUCUUCGGGCUACCGAAAAUGUCAGAGAACUGGCUAUUCCUUGGCGCUUUAGCCCAACCCAGACCUAUGAUCCAAAAGAGAACCCGACGGGGCUCAUCUCAUUUGGCAUGGCAGAGAAUGUAUCUAUAUCCCCCCCGCAAUAUGGAAACCAGAAGCUAACUUCUAAGCAGAAACCAAUGAAGGCAGAUAUAGCCAAAUAUAUCAACGAAAAGGUCGUCUUUACACAAGAUUCUAUCAGCUACCGCUCAAGCGCACCAACCGCUGCAAGACUACCUGCCGCUACAGCCGUUCACUUGAAUAAUAUUCUCAAACCACAUGUUGCAAUUCUUCCAGAGCAUAUCUUCGUCGCAGACUCUCCGACUUCCCUUGGCAGUAUGCUAGGAUACAAUCUCGCAGAACGCGGGGACGGCAUUCUCGUCAGCAGACCUGUAUACGGCCGCUUCGAGCUCGACUACGGCGUUGAAUCGGGCAUUACAAUGGUUUACGCUGACACAGCUGUGGAAGAGGCCUUCUCUCCUGCUUCCGUGGAGAAGUAUGAGUUGGCUUUGAAGGAUGCGAAGGAACACGGCAAGGAAAUUCGAGCUGUGCUACUUGUCAACCCGCAUAACCCUGUUGGUCGUUGUUACCCCGUCGAGACACUCGAGGCUAUCGCCCGAUUCUGCAACAAGCACAGUCUUCAUCUCAUCAGUGAUGAGGUCUACGCUUCCUGUGUGUUUGACUCUGGUGACCCUGAGGCUGUGCCGUUUACGUCAAUCCUCUCGCUGGAUUUUAUGGGGUUGAUUGACCCUAAUUUGGUUCAUGUUUUGUAUGGCUUCAGCAAGGACUUUGCUUCCGGUGGCCUUCACCUUGGGUUCUUGGUGACCCAAAAUCAACAGCUUCGUCAAGCUUGCAAAGCAAUCCUGAGACUCCAUGGUGCUUCACAGGCAGCGGUAACGAUUGGCACUACGAUUCUAGAAGACCAAGCUUUUGUGUCGAGCUUCACGGCAAAGUCAAGACAAGGUCUCGCUUCAGCCUACCGGCUUGCAACGUCGGUGCUCAGCAAAGAGGGAAUAAACUAUGUCAAAGGCGGAAACGCCGGCUUCUUCGUGUACAUCGACUUAUCACCUUAUCUCCCCGUUGACAAUGCUCUUUCUCCUCGACUACGGGAGUUCGCUCUUGCACAGAGGCUUGUCGAUGCUGGCGUCUUUUUGCAUCCUGCGGAAGAGCAUUCGCAGGAUAUUGGGUGGUUCCGGCUGGUUUUCUCCCAGGAAGAAGAGACAAUGAAGGAAGGCCUUAACAGGUGA
Messenger RNA from Penicillium coprophilum, 1290 nucleotides. RefSeq names its product Pyridoxal phosphate-dependent transferase major region subdomain 2. The transcript has 6 exons. Gene Ontology annotation, molecular function: transaminase activity; pyridoxal phosphate binding. The coding region runs from base 1 to 1290 and encodes 429 amino acids. Lineage: Eukaryota; Fungi; Ascomycota; Eurotiomycetes; Eurotiales; Aspergillaceae. The record is from RefSeq and is a predicted model, not a curated record. Gene Ontology annotation, biological process: biosynthetic process; amino acid metabolic process.